This is a messenger RNA of Alternaria ethzedia, 2460 nucleotides long. RefSeq lists its product as uncharacterized. Gene Ontology annotation, biological process: DNA-templated transcription; regulation of DNA-templated transcription. Lineage: Eukaryota; Fungi; Ascomycota; Dothideomycetes; Pleosporales; Pleosporaceae. The transcript is spliced from 2 exons. The record is from RefSeq and is a predicted model, not a curated record. The coding region runs from base 1 to 2460 and encodes 819 amino acids. Gene Ontology annotation, molecular function: zinc ion binding; DNA binding; DNA-binding transcription factor activity, RNA polymerase II-specific.
AUGGCCGAACGCCCGGCCAAAUCAGGGUCAUCACGAAAGCGAGCCCUCGUGAGCUGCGACCGCUGCAAAAUCCGACGGGCACGGUGCAUACGCGAAAAUGCCGAGGUGCCAUGUGCGGACUGCAAGGCAAAUGGCGUGGUGUGUGAAUCGAAGCUUCCACGUAAACAGAGGGUCUAUGGCAGUGUGGAGACCCUCAGCUUACGCUACAGAGCCCUUGAGUCGCUAGUCAAAGGCCUCUUUCCGGAUGAGAAUGUUCAGGACACAGAGACCCUGUUCAAGAUCGCCACGACCAGGAACAUUGCUAUGCCCGCGAGCGACGACUUUACUCCCGCAGACAUCUUCAGCAGUAGCAGUAGCGAUAGACAGACUUCUUCGCUGGAACAGCAACAACAACAGCAACACUCAUUGCAGCCAUCGCCAGUUGUCCCAUCUGCAUACUUGGGCUCGCAGACUACCACGUAUCCCCUGCACUCUGCUCGGCGCACUACUGCCUUGUCCACAAGCAAAGAACGCCUUCGUCAGCCUAUAACGCAACAAGUAUCUUCCCAGACUGACGAGAUCAUUCGUACGAAUCGUGGUGCCUCACAUUAUUUCGGGCCGUCGAGUAGUUUCCGACUUGCAUCGACUAUCCGCACCCUCGCGUCCCGAUGGAAGGCCGUAUCAGGCGCCGACUUUCCUGGCCUCCGAUCAUUCACCUCAAACCCCUCGAGCCGAUCGGGCUCAGCUCUCAAACGCAGCAGCACGAACCCGUCUGAAGAUGAAUUCGCUCCACCAUCCUACAGUCAGCGUCCAGGUUCUAGCCAUGGCAGCCGCAAGAGAUCUAGGACAGAGUGGGAGGCAUCAAACGAUCCGUCGCAACAUCAUGAUCACUCAUCACGUCUAGAUACUAUUGGUGAUCUGAUACCCGCAAAGCAUAUCACCGACGCUCUAGUAGCAGUCUACUUCGAUCACAUACAUGUGUACUUUCCCCUUUUCAAUAGUACCACGUUUCAGAUCCGGCUGGAGGCUACGUACUCACGGAAGACGCAGUUGUUCGAAGAGUGCAAGGAUAUGGGGUGGCUAGUUUCGUUGGCCUUGGUGUUGUCGUUUGGCUGCCAGAAAUCAAAAGCAAAUGAUGUCGACCAAAUGAAUGUACUUCGCCACAAGUUUCUCGCCUUCGCCAAAACCUACUUUCGGACGCUUCUGACAUCGACUCGUCUGGACAAUGUCCAAGCGCUCGUUCUUCUCAACAUGCAUCACCAUAAUAUCGGGCAGAAGAGCAGCUCGUGGUUACUGAUAGGUCUUGCUGCACGUAUGGCCAUUACCAUGGGAAUGCAUCGAGACAGCACGAACGUCCAAUUCGAACCCAUCGAAUGCAAUACGCGCCGACAAGUCUGGUGGUCGCUCUACAUAUUCGAAAAGACACUGUGCGGCAUAUUGGGCCGCCCAACAGUGAUUGACGACCGAGAGAUGUCGAUGAAAGUCCCAGACGCACCAAUGCUAGAGCAAACGCGCAUCAACGCAGCGUUCAUGAAUCUCUGUUCCGACCUAGUGUCCACAUCGUACCGCAUUCGACAACGUGCCUAUUUCGACAAAACUUCUGCCGAGGAACGGUCCCCGACCAUCGCUGUCGCCAUGGCCCUACUUCGGGAGUGCGACAACUUCUUCGCAAAAAUACCUCAGCACAUGUCAAUAGAAGACAUGCCAGGGCACCCGGAUCUGAAAGCAAUGACAUUAUUGCUACACGUCUACUAUUACUACACGCGUUGUGUCAUCUCCCGAGACUUUCUCAUACAAAAGGUAGAGAGCAACGUCUGCUUCCUGGAGAACAAGGCGCCCCCAAUUUCAGAAGACUGGUCUACAACCCUAAUCCUGGCGGAGGACUGUGUUGAAUCAGUACACAAAAGCCUCCAAUGCAUCACCAUCGGCAUCGAGCUGGGUAUAUUCGAGAUCAUCGGUUACUCCUGGCUUGACUUCUUCUUCGUAUUCCACGCCGUUCUGAUCGUAUGCGCAGAUUUUCUUGCACGACCCAAGGGCCAAACCGAUUCACCGAGAGACGUCGAACGUAAAGCGACAGUGCGCACUGUGCUCGACCAGGUCCGCGGGAUGCAGAAGCUCGCACCUACGUACAAGACUCUUGGCCGGAUUGCGCUGCAAUUCGCCACAAUAACGGGUGUUACUCAGGACAACGAUUCGCCAACAGUACCGGAUGUGCCACAGGAGGGGCCUCUGGACUUGACGGUAGACAUGGCGGCCGAGGAAAGAACGGAUAAUGCCGACAUACUCGAUAUAGGGAAUGAUUGGUAUACAGACGCGACGGCUGAUUUGGGAUUAGACUUCUUCGAUCUGAGUCAGGCGACACAUCCAGGGUCAUUCCCCAUCAUGGAUCCUCCGUCGCGUUCUGAAAACACGGGCGAUCAGACAGGCGACGUGGUGGACGAUUGGACAGACAGGGCACUAAAGGGGAUGCACACGCUGUAG